Bursaphelenchus okinawaensis is the source of this 1529-nucleotide messenger RNA. The record is from the annotation of a GenBank genome assembly. NCBI's taxonomy places the organism in Eukaryota, Metazoa, Nematoda, Chromadorea, Rhabditida, Aphelenchoididae.
AUGCUGGAUUCAGGCCGUGUACAUCUGAUUCCAGAUGUUGUAGAGAUCACCAAAGACCCGAAAGGGCAUAUUGGCGUAGCUAUUGGAGGAGGAGCACCCUACUGUCCCUCUUUGUACGUGGUCCAGGUGUUUGAUAAUGGUGCUAUAGCUAAAGACGGGAGGAUUCAUGCCGGAGACGAGCUGUUAUCCGUCAAUGGAACCAGUGUCAGAGGAAAGGAAAAGUCGAAAGUGGCCAAGAUGAUCAAGGAACAUACAGGUACGAUGAUGGGACAUUUUACUAGGUUGGCCUGUUAUGGAUUUCGGUUCCCAAAUUUUUUGAAAUUUGUUGUAAACUAUAUUUUUUCCUAAUUAUUGUUUUUAAUCAAUUUAAUGAAAUUCAGAAAAUUUUGGAACCGAAAUCCAUAACCCGCUAACCUAAUACAUCUAAAUGUAUACUAUAAUCAUACCUCCAUCUUGAUUAUUUAUAUUUAAAAACGAAAAAAGUAGCCAAUAUUAUAGUAUCUCAUUAUAGGUACGCUAAAACUGUCGGUUAAUCGUUUGAGCUUUGACGACGAAGCCGGGCAGACCCUGGAUAUUACACUGAAGCGGCUAAAGCAUUGGUGGGUCGAGAGAAUGGACGCCAAGACGGCUGACGCCUUCGGAUUGUCGAGAGCGAUUCUGUGUAACGAUGUCUUGGCCCAGCUGAUGAAGAAGUUGGACGCCAACCAACAGUUAUAUACAGAACUCACCAGGACGGCCGACGGCCUCGUACAUAACCACAGGAAACUGUCAGAAGUGUUCGCCCAGAUCGGACACGUGUUUUCGGAAGUGGCAACAAGAGAAUCCAAGAGCGAGAUCAACAAGUACUUCAACGAGGUAUCCACAUGUCAUAGGAACUUCUCGAAGGAAGCCGCGCCGAUGUUGGCACAGCUUCAGAUGAUAGCGAAUACAUUCAGAAUAUACACAGACAAGGCGAUACCCGACACAAAGGAUACGAUAAAGAAGUAUCUCGACAAGAAGUUCGAGUAUUUGUCGUUUUGUCUAAAGAUCAAGGAGAUGGACGACGAAGAGGCUCAGAUGGUCGAAUAUGGAGACUACUUGCCGCGAAUCGAGUCUGGGAAUAUGGAGUACAGGUAAUACAGUUUGACAUGUUGCUUAUGUUUACAGAAUCAUGCUACGGAGCCGUGAGAAGAGCAGAGAUGUGUUCAUCGAAAUGAGGAAACAUGUCAUGAUCAAGAUAGAGAUGUUGGACGAAAAGCAUGGUGAGUAACCUGUUUUUAUAAAAUAACUUAAGUGGUCUUUUUUCUUUUUACCCUUGAUAUAAACGUACAUUUACAGUACGAGAGCUAGGUCUACAUCUUCGUUCGCUGAUGGAGUCCUUGAGUUCGUAUCACGAGAAGUGUUCUGAAGUAGUGAAAGAGUUUCAUCGAACUACAAAAGACCUUGUGUUCGAACAAGAAGUGUCCCAACCCCAAAAGGCACAGACUUCUCAACAAGCCAAUCUUCUAGAUUUAGACGAAACGAGCGCGCCAUUGAUUAGCAGUGACUGA